Molecule: messenger RNA, 935 nt
Organism: Gallus gallus (chicken)
Lineage: Eukaryota; Metazoa; Chordata; Aves; Galliformes; Phasianidae
Gene: EMG1
Product: EMG1, N1-specific pseudouridine methyltransferase
Exons: 6
Coding region: 29-724 (231 amino acids)
Biological process (GO): rRNA base methylation
Cellular component (GO): nucleolus; small-subunit processome
Molecular function (GO): rRNA (pseudouridine) methyltransferase activity; rRNA binding
Source: RefSeq, marked validated
GGUGACGCUGCGUUGUGGGGCUGACAAAAUGGCGGCGCCCAGGCGACCGCGUGAGGAGAAGGAGCAGGAGGAUGGUGAUCUGUUGGAGGCUAAACGCGUCCGCGGGCAGCGGCGGCUUCUGGUGGUGCUGGAAGGGGCGAGCCUGGAGACAGUGAAGGUGGGGAAGACGUUCGAGCUCCUCAAUUGCGACAAGCAUAAGGCGCUGCUGCUACGGAGCGGCCGGGACCCCGGGGAGGUGCGGCCCGACAUCACCCACCAGAGUCUUCUUAUGCUUAUGGAUAGCCCCCUGAAUCGGGCUGGCCUUCUGCAAGUGUACAUCCAUACCCAGAAGAAUGUUUUAAUUGAAGUUAAUCCUCAGACCAGGAUCCCAAGAACUUUUGAUCGAUUCUGUGGUCUUAUGGUUCAGUUGCUGCAUAAGCUCAGUGUUCGAGCAGCUGAUGGUCCUCAGAAACUGUUGAAGGUCAUUAAAAACCCAGUCAGUGACCAUCUACCUGUGGGCUGUAUGAAGAUAGGUACCUCUUUUGCGGUUCCAAAUGUGACAGAUCUGCGUGAACUGGUUCCUACAGCAGAGCCAGUAACUAUUGUUGUGGGAGCUUUUGCUCACGGUUCAGUCAAUGUGGACUAUACAGAAAAGAUGAUCUCUAUCAGCAACUAUCCCCUCUCUGCUGCCCUCACGUGUGCUAAAAUUACUACUGCCUUUGAGGAAGCCUGGGGAGUAGUAUGAGCUUCUGUCUCUGCUGCUGUUGUGAUGGACUGCUAUACAGAGACUCCAGAUUCUGGAGAGGCUUUUUUUAGUUCUUUGUGGACCUGGUGCAGCUUUGGGCUCCUGAAAGGGAAAAGCUUCAGUUUCUUCUUUGUAGCUUCUGGAGCAAUGCAACUUUACAUGGACUGCCCCACCAACCCUUUUUCCUCCUAUUAAAGGUAACUUUUCAUAA